CGGUGUCUCCGGUGCUAGCAACUAAUGGUUCCAACCCUUUGGUCGGCGAGGAGCAGGAGGAAGCGAUGCUCUUCCCACGGCCAUGGCUGGGGCUCCUGCGGCGACAGCUAAAGCCGGCGGGAAGAAGAACCGGGCAAAACGGCAUCGCCGAAGCCUAAGAGAUCCGGCCCGGCCAUCUUGAGACGCCCGUCUGGGCGGUGAACGUCGGAAACGCUGAAGCUGGCGAGCCGGGGCCCCGAGUUAGGCGCCCCUCCUGCGUUGCGGAGCCCGGCUCCCCAGAGCCUCGCCCCGGCUCAGCAGAAGAGGAUGAAAAAGCGCAAGGAGCUGAACGCGCUCAUAGGCCUCGGCGGUGGAAACGGCGACCGGGGAAGCGGCACCGGCGGAGGCGGCCGGCUCAAAAAGAAGCACCCCAGGAAAGGCUCUGCCUCGGGUCAUCGCUUGCUCCGCACCGAGUCUGCCGAGAGCCUCACCAGCAGCUCCUCCGAUCCGGAUUACGGGGACAGGUUCGGACUGCCGUCCUCCCGCGCCCGCUUUCCUAAGGGUGACUACCUGCGAUGCUGCAAACUCUGCUGCCCGUUAUGUACUUUUGUCAUCCUGGCUGCGUGUGUGGUGGCCUGUGUUGGAUUGGUAUGGAUGCAAGUUGCUCUCAAAGAAGAUCUGGAUGGAUUAAAGGAAAGAUUUAGAACCAUGGAAUCUAAUCAAAAAACCUCAUUUCAAGAAAUUCCCAGAAUGACUGAAGACCUCCUUAACAAAGAAAAGGAAUUGGAAAAAAUUAAGAAUGGAGAUUUGGGGAUAAACAAAAUAUGGAUAAAUAUCACUGAAAUAAGCAAACAGAUAUCUUUGUUGAUGUUGGCAGUAAAUCAUCUCAAAGAAAAUAUUAAAUCUGCUUCUGAUUUAAUUAAUCUUCCUGUUAUAGUGGAAGAGCUUCAGAAAAGUGUCGCUACUAUAGGCAGCACGGUGACUAGUGUUCAUCAUGAUGUUGAGGCCAUGCAAGCAGCAAUUGAAGAGCAAAAGAAGACUUUAGAAACUCUCCAAAAAGAAAUAGAUAACCAAUAUCUACAUAUCUCUAUAGAGGAAAUGAACUCUACCCUAAUGUUACAUCAGAAAUUGAAUGAUUUAAAAUUUUUCAAUCUGGAUUCCACAGUCACCAAUCUAAGCUGGAAAAUUAUUUCCUUAGAAAAUCAUAUGUUUGUUGUGAAUAAAUCGGAAAGCAAAAAGAACCUUACCUUUGGUAUGGUGAGUAACCUAACUACCUCGGUAAAUAUGAAUAGUAAAUCAAGAAAUGAAACUACUGCUGAAAAAAUAGAAAAUAUGGAGAAAAUAGAAAAUGGAGAAUCUCAGGUAUCCAAACUAAGAGAAAAGCUGCAGUUGAUUAAUGCUCUGUCAAGCAAAUCAGAUAGUGAACGAUCUGAAGCACUUAAAGUAGAAAAUUCACAGAGCAUCACAUCAGAGCCUGCAAAACUUCCAAGAAUUUCUUCAAGAUCACUUGGCAAUAAUGUUGAGAGAAGUCGACACCCAAGAAGCUUGUCCUUACCUGGAAUAUCCAGCAUAGAAGAUCUUCAAAAUUUAUUCAGGACUUCUAGCCAAGGCACUAAUGACAAGUUAUCAUACGAGGACCUGGAAAAUCUGGUUGGAUCUACAGGGCAUGAUCCACAGAGUUUUCCGGAAUUUGAUGAAGAUGGAGAUGGAAGAUAUUCUAUAUCAGAACUGAAAGUAGCAUUGGGUCUAUAGUAUCUUUUCUUAUAAACACAGUAUUGAAGGACUACCGUAGCUAUUGUUUUUUUUUUAAACAACAACUGAAUAAGUAAAAGCUACUUAUAGCACUUUUCCCAGUAAUCUACUAGUCUUUGAAGUUAAUUUAGUGUAUCAAUUGACAGCUUUUAAAUUUUUUGUUCUUUGGAAAACAGUGAAAAGCUUUUAUAUUUUUAUCUGUUGUAACAAGAUAUGUUGACCCCUGAAGGUUUUUCCAACUUUUGAGGCCCUGAUCCAAGGGUAAAUAGCCAUGCCUAAGUCUGUUUAUGCAAACAGGGCCUAUUAAUAGCAAAUACAUUAUUGCAUUGGUUUGGAUUUCCACAGAACUAGGGACAUUUUAUUUGUCCUGGAUCACAGCCCCAGGAUUGCAUUGGAUUGAAUGGAAUAGUUGUAAUGAAAAUGAUAAUUGCACCUUAUGACGAAUAAUUUUAUCUCAGAGUUCUUAUUUCCCUUAUAAGGGAAGCUCGUCUUCAAGUUAAAAUAUGUGUAUAUAUUGACAAACUUGAUUUUAUAUUUCAAAUUUGCCUUAAAUUAGCUGCACUUUAGAAUAAAAUAUAAAAAUCUGAUUUGCAGGAUUGGAAUCUUCCGUUUGUAAAUAUUUAAACUAGAAUAACUUAUACGUAUUUGGAUCUAAUUUUCAUCAAAAGUAAUCAAUGUUCCAGUUUGUAUUAAGUAAAAGUCAACAAUAGAAAACAUUUCUUCUUCCUAGGAAUUACACUUGUAUGACACUCCUUUCCUAUAUUUGUUUGUGACUCACUGGAAAGUUUUGUGCUAUUCAAGUUUAACUUUUAUGCUGAGACCUCAGUUCUUGAAAUUGAGAUAAAAAGAUAUUCUGACAGGUUGUAAGAAUAAUAAUUUCUUCUGAUUUUAAACAUCACAGAUUGUUAUUUUCAGUUAUAAUAAUUUUAUGAACAAGAAUUUCUGCUGGAAACAUUGCAAUAUUUACUUCAGUUUUUCUUAUUGUAUUGGUGAUACUUUAUUCAAUUAACUUUCUCCAAUAUAAUAGAGAAUUAAAAGUGGUGUUAAUGGUUAGCAUAGUUAAUAUUAUCAGUAAUUAGGAUUCUCUCAGAGAAGAAUGAGGUGAUAAGGACCAAAUUAUAUUUUGUACUAAGUACAUCUUUGCGUUUUCGCUCUAUAGUUGGCUGAUUGAUUUUAACAUUAAUUCCAAUGUGAGGUUCAACUGGAUUGAGAUUGGGGCAUGGAUGUGCUAUUUUCUCCACAUUAUAAUUAAACCAUCUGCUUCUUAAAUUGCAGUUUGAUAAAGAUUUCUACUAGGAGUACAGUAUCUUCCUAUGUACUAUGGCUAUCAAGAUUAGUAAGCUUUUGCCUUAUUAAAAAAACAUGUGUUUGUGAAUGUGAAGUCACUUUUGGUGAUGUAGCAUGAGCUAUAAACUUGGAAAUUCAAAGCAUUUUAAGCUGCUGUUUUGUUUGUUAUUGAAAACAUCAGGUGUUGUCAGGCAAACAAAUGGUAGAAUUUCAUUUAGAAAAAGCCUCAGAUUAACAUUAUUCUCUGUACAAACCAAACACAGCAACGUUUUCUAAUGUGCCACUAUUACUGUAAAACUAUUUUAAAAGGAUAUGUUCAGUAGAGUGCUGUCAUAGUUGUUAGCUUUCUUUACAGCUUUUAGUUUAGCAAAUUUAAGUUCUCAGGAAUCUUCAUUGCCCAUCACAAAAUUCCUGGGAGAAUAAUGGCAGUGGUUUCUAUCAAAGUACUGAGCACUGAUGUACUAGAAUAUGAUGUAAACAGAUGCCUUCCAAAAAUUUAAUGAACAGUUUUUUGAAAACCAGAUUCCCUUAUCUAGAUAAUUAUCCAGAAUGCAAAUUGUUUCCUUAAGUUUUUAUGUUAGCUAUACCCAUUAAAGCUCAAAAUUCAUAUUGCAAGGUAACUGAACACCAAUAUUCUUUCGGAUAAAAUUAGUUUUAUAUGCUUUGUGUAUAAAAACCAUUGACCAAAAAAAGCAAUAACAAGUAAAUAUAGCAGUAUUUGUAUGUGUGUAUGUCAUACGAUUGUAUAGCAAAAUAUUAAAGGUAUUUUUUUAAAGGUGGCUUGUUAUGAUCCACUUGAAAAGAAUGACUUUUAAUCACAGUAUUAAGUUAAUUAUCAUGAGCACUUUUGGGGAUUGUUUUCAGAUACAUUUUUGUUGUAAGAAAUCUCACUCUAAAAUUUCUGAUCCAAUUUAGAAGCUGAAGUCAUAGUCUCCAAUAACUUAAUACUGUACCAUAGGAGAAAUAUGCAUUUGAAAACUAUCCUACAUAAAGAAAUGCUUUCAUUAGAAAAAAAUACCUAAGGUUAAUUCAUACUUUAUGUUAUAGAGCAGGAAGGAAGGUAUAAGGUAUCACUUGAAUGACUUCUGAGGAUCCUUAACAUACGAGCAUUUCCCCAUUCCUCACGUGUAUAUGUCACCACUGGGAAAGAAGGCAUUCAUAUUAGGCAAAUUUAGGGUCAUGAAGUGAUGAAUUGUCUAAAUUCUGAAGUGCAAAAGCUUGCAAAUUUUCCCUAUUUGCAAGCAUUUCAAAAAGCUAACUUCAUAUAAAAUCUUGAAAUAAUUCUAUCUUGUUUUUGAAUGUAAUUAGAGCCUUCAAAAUACAUUGUUUGUCUUAUGAAGUAUUCUAAUUUCCAAUAUUUGUGCAUUUAGAAGUAAAUUUAUGCAAAUUAUCAGCAAAGCAAAAUAAAUAUGGCAAUCUGAGUACUAUAAAUUGGCUCAGAUAGCGCAUUCUUUAAAAUUAUUUCAGGUUAAUUAACAAUAUGCAUAAUAGCUGUACAGAAGAAUUGAUUUGAAAUUGAAUAUGCAGCAUUCUUCCCAGAGGUGAGCCUGCCUUUUUAGGGAAGGUUAUGUAAGGAAGAGUAAUGGAUAAACCUCUGGUCAAAAUCCUAGCAUUUCCCCCAUUUUAUCUUCAUCAUCCUUAAGGUAUAAUACUCUUUUGAACUGAUGCCACAAGUCAUAUCACGUCUAGCCAUGCUGAGUAAGAUAGCUAGAAGCCGUAACAUAUUUUAGAAAAACACAAGAUUUGGAAAUGUUCACGUGGAUAUUAAUCUAGUUUUUAUUUCCAGUGUUCAUCUUCAUAAGUGCCCAUGAAAUGUACUCAUCUCUUUAGAUUGGUAAUAACAGAAGGCUUCAAAUGACUGUUGGACUUAUUGAAAUGCUUCCAAUGAAUAUAUUAUUUUUAAAAAAUUAGGUUAUUCAGGUAUUUCACAACAAUAGAAUCCCCUAAAAAAAUUAGGGACAUUCAGAAUAGAAAGAAUAGGGACAGGGUAACGUAACAGUGGAAUGUAUUGUAUCUUUUCUGAUUGCACAAAAAUUCUAGUGGCACUUCAAAAGUAAAAAUUACUUGAUUGCAGUUUGUUUUUUUGUUCAUAUAAUCAUAUGAAAAGAAUUAACAAAAUUAAAUUUAUAGAAAAGGGUAGUUUAUUUGUAUGGAGAACCAUAACAUUGUAAAGGAAAAAAUUCUUAAGGGUUUUGAAAGAUCUAAACCUAUUUCCCUUGUAUGGGAGUGUUGGCUGUACUUAAAAGUGGUAUUGCUUUUUACGCUAUUUAAAAAAGUCUUGAUUUUAUAUCUCCAAAGUGAAAAUUGUCCUUUUGAAUAUGAAUAACUAAUCCGAUCUUUAAACUGUUAAAACAAUUUUCUGCUAUGAAUCAUAGUGUUCGUCUAUGGAAUUUGUUCUUUAGAAUUUGUAUUGGAAUCCACUGCACUGAAAGUACACUGGUUUUACAUUGUAUAAAAGUAAUUGAUUUGCAUUGUCCUACUUAAACUAAUUGAAAUGGUUUAUAAAAUUGGGCCUCACAAAUGUGCAAAAGCUCUAAUGGAGUGGAUGAAAUCUGGAUUUAGCUGUUGCAUUUUGCACCUAUUAUGCAUUGUGAAUGUCAAAUCUAAAUAAAAGUUUGUUUUGGG
Molecule: messenger RNA, 5643 nt
Organism: Thamnophis elegans (Western terrestrial garter snake)
Lineage: Eukaryota; Metazoa; Chordata; Lepidosauria; Squamata; Natricidae
Gene: EFCAB14
Product: EF-hand calcium binding domain 14
Exons: 10
Coding region: 307-1731 (474 amino acids)
Source: RefSeq, a predicted model, not a curated record